Molecule: messenger RNA, 6908 nt
Organism: Durusdinium trenchii
Lineage: Eukaryota; Dinophyceae; Suessiales; Symbiodiniaceae
Source: the annotation of a GenBank genome assembly
AUGACAUCAGUGGAGCGCAAGGAACACAUUGCUACAUGGAAUGGUGAUGCAACAUUGUGGCUUGACUAUGUGAAGAGAGUUAGGUUGCAAUAUGAGAGGACGGAGCCCAAGAAGCGUUGUUUGUUGGGAGCAGAGUUGGCUAGUCGGUUGACAGGCAAAGCUUGGGAUGUUGCAUCGGCAGAGAUCGACCACUCCAAGCUACAGCAGUCGAAUGGAGCAUCCUACUUGUUGUCAUUCCUGGAGGAGCGCCUGUGCAAGACACCAGUUCCGGACGUUGGCCAACGACUUGAAGAGUUUUUCAUGAAGUUGAGGCGCCAACCAGGAACUUCCAUGACAGAAUGGGCAACUUCGUUGAGGGAAUCAUACAAACGCCUUCAACGAGCGAUGGCUCGCCAGAGACAGCAAUCACAGCCAACCUCCUCAUUGAAGGAGACUGCACCUGCUGGACAUACCACUCCAUUGACGACCCCUAGUCGUGAACGACGCUCGGAUCGCACCACGCCACAGGCCCGUCAUGAGACCUUCGCCACCUUUCCGGAUGUUGAAGUGACUUCCAACCCCGGUAGAGCUGGAGACGAUCAGCAGGAACCUUUCGAGCCCGAUGCCCCUCGGCGUAGUGAUUAUGCUGAGGUCCCUCAGGAUGAUGACCAAAGGUGGACUGCCGCCGAAUGGCGGGACUGGCAACGCAACCGCUGGUCAUGGUGGGAAGAUAGUUCUUCCCCUUGGCCUGAAGAAGAAGAGGUGAAAUGGGAACAGUUUGAGUUUUAUGAUGUUCAAAUUCUCCCCCAAGAGUUGUUGGGUUGGUUGCUGCUGCGCCGCAGUGGAUUGCCUGCUGCCGCCCGGCUUUCGGUGCUGAGCGCCAUCAACAACAAGCUCGAUCUGGAAACCAUGGAACGAGCGAUGAGAGAUCAGGAGGAGGAGUUGCUAAUGGCCGAACAUCAUCGUGCACCUCAUCUCGCUCGACCCCGACGUUCCUUUUGGGUUGAGCAGGACUCUGAAUGGGGACUUUUGAAUGAACCCGACAUGGAUGAGGUCGAAGAAGCUUCGAUCUACUGGGUUGGUGAUCGUCUGCCUCCUGAGGUCUAUCCCUCAUGGGAGGAACCUGCUACAGCCUGGACUUCAUGGUCACCCGAUGGCCAAGAGCUGACCUGGACCUGGCAGGAGGACGACUUCUAUGCUCAGGACAUGGCCGGAGCCUUUUGGUCAUGGACUGAGUACAAAGAAUGGUUGGAUGCAGAAGACAUGGCACUUUCCAACCCCGAUGACUCAGAGAACAUUUUUGCUGUUUAUGCCGCCUUCCAAGAAAAGAUGAGAUCCUUUCGGGAUAGCAGGAAGUUGAACUAUGCUAAGCAGCAUUCACGUGGUUACUACCCCCUCUCCAUGUUCAAGGGCAAGUCCAAAGGGAAGAGCAAAAAGGGGAAACCCAAAGGUUCGUUUGGUUCACCACCAUCAUCCACCUCGACAGCAUUGGCCAGCUUUCAGAAGGGCAAGGGUUCUUCGGGCACGCAACGCCCUGGGAACCCUGAGUAUCGCGGAUGCUUCAUCUGCGGUUCAAAGGAGCAUGACUUUCGCUCGUGCCCUCGCCGAAAUGGGGAUUCAGGAACAUCUUCAUCGGCAAGGCCAAACUACUUCCAGAACCAGGUCUUCGUGAUCCUCUCGGUGGAUGAGAACGAGACCACCGUGCUGACAGCAGAUGGUGAGGACACAGCCUCAUCCUUGGCUGCAGUGGCCGUUGAAUACCCUGGCCAUGCAGUGAUUGAUUUGGGAGCGACGGAAUCUCUCGCGUCGCUAGAUGCCCUGCAGGAGAUCAUGAACCUGCGGUUGAUCAAAUUUGGAGAAGAAGAAGUGAUCGUGAAAGAGGAGACCAAGAAGUUCAAAUUCGGCAAUGGUGGCACUCAGAGAGCCGCCUCCUUUGUUGAGCUUCCCCAAGUGAUUGGAGGAACAAAAGUUGCUUUAGGUGUGCACGCAAUUGAUGCACCUGGAGUUCCGUUGUUGCUGAGCGUUCGCACUUUGCGACGCAUGGGAGCUGUCAUCGAUACAGAGCGCAACAUGAUGCAGCUUCGAAAGUUCUCAGAAGAAUGGAUUCAGCUGAAGCAGAGUUCGAAUGAACAUUUGCUGCUGGACAUGACUUGCUCAAGCAUGCCAUCUGUGGCGAAAGCUUUGACUACGCUUGCUGCAGCUACCCGUGCUCUUCACCCUGUGCUUCAUGGCUAUGGCCACUCAGGGUCGCAUCCCUACGAAGGAGGAAUUGGAGUCAGCUCCAAGCACUGGGACGCCGGCAAGCCGCUCGACGACUUCGACUACAAGUUCCAAGCCUCAGCGGAAGUCCAGAAAAGACAGAACCCCGACUCCAGAGAAGUACGACAUGACCAGAACUACUGGUCCUCCAGCCGACGAUCCAAGGAGCUGCGGAUCUCCUACACCCCAGCCUUCGGGGCAACAGCACUGCACCGACAAGCAGGACCACUACCUGCGGAUGUCACCACGACCAUCGAGCAGCUCGAACCCCAGAAGAUCAAGGAGGAUCCCAUGUACCGCGAGCAGCUCAAUGCCAAGUCGGUGGGCUACAAAGGGGCCGAGGAUUCGUUGCAUCGCCGCUUGAAGGAGAUCGAAGAGUCCAAGAAGAAGAAUCCACCGCGGCAACGACCAGGUGCAGCGAAGGACACCGAGAUGCCAUCGGUCCAUGCCUCUUCGGCUCAAAGGGGAGCUCAGGUGACACCAGAGCAGAAGAAGUCCACCAAGAGGGAGAACGACCAGACUCCAGAGCACGAGGAAUGGUCCUUGGUGAAGGAGCCGGAUUCGCCCGAGCAGGACGAUGAGAAGUACCAGAAUGGUCGAUGUGGCUUCCUGACUGACAGUCAGCGGACGCAGCUAUGCCUAUGUGCGGAGGAGUUCCUGGAAGAAGCUCAUUCAGCAUGGCAAGACAUCCUUCCUCCGGAAGAUGGCAUUGACCUCAUGGAGAUUUGCUGCCCCCCGGACUCGAGAUUGACUCAGACCUUCCUGGAUCGUGGACGCAAGGCUAUAAGGGUUGGUUUGCCAGCUCACAACAUCGCCACCUCCAAGGGAGUUCAAGAGAUCAAGAACAUGAUCACUCGUUGGAAGCCAAAGCUGACAUGGUUUUCUUUGCCCUGUGGACCUUUCUCUCCUAUCCAGGAGCUCUUCAACGAGAAAGAUGACUUGGCCAAGGCCAAAAGUAUGGAGAGGAAGCAGAAGGCGAAGAAGAUGAUCAAGAAUGGUCUUGAUAUCGCCACUCAUCAACUUCAACAAGGCCGUGAUGUGGCUUGGGAGUGGCCCUCGAACAAUCGAGGAUGGAAUCUUCAGCUGGUUCGCCAAUUUUGGAGCCGGCUUGAACAGACAGGUGAUCUUUAUUGUGGACACGCCAAUGGAUGCGCCUUUGGCUUGCGAGAAGAGAAGUCAGGUCUUCCCAUCAGAAAGCCCUGGCUGAUCAAAACGACCUCCAAAGUGGUGGCUCGAGCAGUUUCACGAACAUGUCCUGGCACAGCAGUCCAUCCACAUCACCAUGAAUGCAUUGGAGGUUCAGUGGCUCGCAACUCAGGCUUCUACCCUUCGGCUUUGUGUGAUGUGAUCUUCAAGGCCGUCAAAGAGAUGAGUAUGGCUGAAGCCAAUGGUGUGAUCCCGGCCUGCGCCUAUCCCGUUUUUGGCACAGGUGACAUGGAGCCAGAGAGACCCAAGAAGACCUAUGAGCCCCUGAACGAGAAGGAGAAGCGUGGUGUCCUCCAGAUGCUUGAACGUUUGCACAAAAAGACAGGUCACCCAUCUAAUGCUGCUUUGAGCUCAUGCCUACGACAUCGAGGUGCUCACCCAGAGGUGAUUCAACUUGCAAGCAAGCAUAUUUGUCCUGAAUGUCAGGAACUACGUGCCGCACCUCUACAUCCAGCAUCUUCCCUGGAGAAAUCGGAGACUCUAUGGGAGACAUUGGUGAUUGACAACAUGGAGUUCACUGUGUCCGACAUCACCUACCACAUGAUGGUGAUGGUGGACGAGGCUUCAAGGCUGAUGUGCUGCCACUACCUCUACGAGCAUCCGGCAGCUGAGUCGCGCAACGCGACAAGUGAUGAGGUCAUCCAUGGCCUUGAGAGCACUUGGAUCUUGCACUACGGUCUACCCGGCAAGAUCAGAAUGGAUCCAGAAGGAGCUUUCCGGUCCAAUGCACUUGGACUAUGGGCUGAAGAAAGAGGAGUUGAACUUCUUCCAUGCGCGGCGGAAGAUCAUGGCCAGAUAGGCAUCGUGGAACGAUCCAUCCAGACCAUCAAGGCCACCAUCCGCCAGAUUCUACAAGGAAGUGAUUGCACUCCUUGGCAGGCCGCCGUUCAAUCCUGUCAGGCUCACAACCAGCUCGAGAAGAUCGAGGGCUAUUCACCAUUUCAGUGGGCAUUUGGCAGACAGCCGACUGUGACUGGCCGAUUCCAUGAGAAUGGGUACGACGAUCCGUACUGGACCUCAGUGAGAGUACCUGGCUCCAGCAUGAUGAAGAACCUCUCACUCCGGAUCUUGGCACAGCAGUCUUUCCUCCAGCAGCAGUCUCGAGAACUCAUUUCGAGAGCUUCAAAUGCCAAGACGCGGAGAAAGACGACAUUUUUGCCAGGAGAUCUAGUUUAUUUCAAACGGAUCAAGCCGCCAGCUCAGCCUCAAAGCCAUCUUCGCCUCGCUCACAAACUUUGGAGAUGGUACGGCCCUGAUCGUGUCUUGGCUUCAGAAACCCGAACUGACGCCAAAGGAUUCGAGAGACGCCCUAGCAGCAUCAUCUGGAUAGUGAGCCAUGGUCGCUUGAAACGGUGCUCCCCGGAACAACUUCGACACGCCUCCGAGAGAGAACGCCUCAUUGCAGAAGGAAUGCAAGCACCUACAGCUUCCUGGACGUUCCUUGACCUGGCAGCCACCCUGUUCAAGGGUGAGUACGAGAUCUUGGAUGAUCACCUCUUGCCGGAGGACCUGAUCUCAAAGGGUGCGCCGAAGACACCACGGCGACCCAGGUCAGUUGGUCCAGAAAGUGGUGCACCUACAACGCCGCGACCUCGGAGAAGCUCUUCAGUGCCUAGGCUUGAACGGGCCCCAGAAGAUGCCCAGCGGACCCCAGAAGAUGUCCGAAUGAUGCAGACCCCAAAAAGAAAUGUGAGUGAGAUGCCGGCCGACGAAGGGGCACGUCAGAAGGCUAAGGCAUCAAGAACGAAAGAAGAAAAGAAGACGGAUGUUUUUCGGGAACCUUCUUCCGUAAACCCUGGAACCCCUGGUUUGGGUAGCGGUAGUGCACCUUCUAGCGGACCCCAAAGCGGGACACGCUCCCCCAUAGAUCUCGGCCGCGUCAUCCGUGAUCCUGGGUAUGACCCAACAGCCAUGGCACAGGGCAGGAACAUGCCCGAGCUGUUUGAGCAGCCCCUGUUCAAGAAGCAGCGGAUGAAACUGGCAGCUGAGACCGACGAUGAGCUGCUGGCGCAUGGCUUCUUUUCCUCAAAGGGCGAGUUUCGCCUUGGUGAUUUGGCCUGCGAGAUCGAGCUUUCUUUGCCCGUGAAAGCCAGCGAAUGGCGAUCUAUGAAGAGGGACGCCUUGUCCUUCUUUGUGAAGAAAGUGAAAGGAGCUGAAGUUCGAUGGCACGAACUCUCACCAGAGAAAAAGGCUCUCUUCAAGACAGCCAAAGAUGCAGAGGUAUCCCAAUGGCUUGCUGCUCAGGCCGUUCGAAAGGCCAUUGGACCAGUGCCCAAGGACCGCUUGGUUCGCAUGCGGUGGGUGUUGACGUACAAAGACACCGGAGCCGCAAAGGGCCGCAUCGUUCUCAUCGGGUACGAGGACCCUGACCUGGAGGACAUCCAGUCUGCCGCACCGACUAUGACACGAAGAACCAGGCAGCUGGCAUUGCAGUACUCUUCGGUUCGCGCUUGGCGAGUGCUCAAGGGCGACGUGAAGAGCGCCUUCCUUCAGGGCGAGAUCAUGGAGCCAGAAGAUUUUAGCUUUGUUUUGAGUCACUCCAAAUUCAUCGAGGGCAUUGAACCCAUCGAGUUCGAGGCCCGACAAGAUCACGAUCCUGUGAAAGCAGAGGAGUUGACACAGCUGCGUGGUGUGUUGGGGGCCCUGCAGUGGAGAAUCAACCAGAGUUCACCAUUGCUUGCUGCCCGACUUGGACAGCUACAAAGCGAGAUCAGCAGUGCAACAGUUGGUACAUUGAGAGCCACGAACAAGUUGCUGCGUGAAGCAUUCCACGGUCGCCAUGUGUCAGUGCGUGUGAACCAGUUGCACGUUGGCGAUCCUUUGGAUGUUUGUUUCCUAGGUUGGUCGGAUGCGGCAUUGGCCAACCGGAAGGACCUUAGCAGCACUGGAGGCUAUGUCAUCGCCGCAGCGUCGCCCAAGAUGUUGCAAGGCACCAGGAGCCCACUGUCACUGGUGUCAUGGCGAUCGGCUCGCUUGCAGCGAAAGGCUCGUUCGUCUUUGAGCGCAGAAACCCAAGCCCUGGCGGAAUGUGAUCAAGAGUUGAUGUUCACAAGGCUGGCUUGGGCAGAGUUUUGUGGCAUCCAAGUCGAUUUGAAGCAGCCUUCCUUGGCUGUAUGCCGCAUUUGUGGAGCGGUGAUCGUAGAUGCCAAAGCUUUGUAUGAUGUGCUCAUCAAGCGAGAUCUCAACUCCAGCGGUGCGGGUCUGAAAGACAAAUACACCGCCUUGGAAGUGUUGUGCCUCCUUGAAUCCAUUGAGCGGAAUUCGACGAUUGUGCGGUGGGUGCACAGCGAGUCACAGAUCGCUGAUGCGCUCACGAAGCCACUGCCUCCCGGAAUCUUAGAGAAGGUCAUGGUUGAGGGAUCAUGGACCCUUCGCUAUGAUCCAAGCUUCACGAGUUCGAAACGACUCAAGAAGGCCGGACGAGAGAAUCCUGUGGUCGCCCAGCCAACCGUCUUUGAUCAAGA